AUUUCACCAUCCUUUUUCCUCAACAACAACAACAACAACAAAAAAUGGCUUCUUCCAAGCUUAAAAAAACAUGUUCCUUCACCCUCCUCCUCCUUUGUUCUUUGAAUUUCACACUUUUCAUCCUCUCCGGCGCUUCAUUCGCACCCACCAUUCUCCUCAAAAUACCACCAACUUCAUUUGGCAUGGCAUUCCUCAUGGUUUCCACCAUCUCACUUCUCUCAUCUUUUGUAGGUUUCUAUUCCCACCUCACACACUUAUGUUUUCUAACUCACAUUUCGCUCACACUCGCUUCCUUGAUAGGACAAGUUCUCACGAUAUUCGCAUUGUUCACCAAAGAGAAAGCAAGCCUUUCCAUGUUAAAGUCGUCGCGGGACCCAAAAGAAGCUAAACUUUUGGUGAGACUUGAAUGUGGGGCUUUGGUGGUUAUGUGUAUGUUGCAGUUUGUUGUGUUGGUGUUGAGUUGUGUAGUGCAUAGUUGUUUGGUGAAAGAUUAUGAGGAACUUGAAGCAGAGAAAGAGAGUUUGGCUAGGAGGAGGAGUAGAAGGAUUGCUAAAGUGCAAGAGGAAUCCACUGCAAAUAUAAUUAAGAUUGAUGAAAUUAAAGAUAAAGAGUUUGAUGACAAAAUUACAAGCAAAUAUGGGCAGUGGGUGAAGACUGAUUUUCAACCAUCAGACUUCUCAGCAUCUUAAUUUCCUCAUUUUCACUUCUUAUUGUUGCUGUUGUUUGUUGUGGUCACUUUGGUGUGGCUAUCUUUCUUCGGAAUUUCUAUUCAUAUGUGAAUUGUGACCAUCCCUCAUCAUGUUAUUACUAUAGAAUAACAACAAUUUGCCUGUCCA
Cicer arietinum (chickpea) is the source of this 836-nucleotide messenger RNA. RefSeq lists its product as uncharacterized. The record is from RefSeq and is a predicted model, not a curated record. NCBI's taxonomy places the organism in Eukaryota, Viridiplantae, Streptophyta, Magnoliopsida, Fabales, Fabaceae.